AUGACAGCUGUUGGUGAAACAUCCCCCUUGCUCGAGGGCUCUCGGGCAAAAUGUCAUCACAAAUCACGGAAAGUAAAGUUUGCAGGUCUAAUCUUCGUUUUCUCUUUGAUUUCGGUUUUUGGGUACGUUACAUUAAGUAGAAUGAACUACUUAGAAAACUUUAAUGCUGCAUUCCCUAGUGCUCUUAGCCCUAUCAAGCUAAGAAUUUACACAAAUAACAUUAGAUUUGACAACAACUACGGUGAUCCUUUGGAGAGACCCUGGUCUUUAAGAAAGGAUUCUGUGAGUUCUUCUAUUAUUUUUAAUACCGAUCUGGGGAGCUCCAAUGUGGUUUGCUUGCAGGAGGUCCUCAGCAAUCAAUUAAGUGAUAUUUUAUACACUUUGAAUGAUAACGGUGAAAAUUAUGAUUGGAAUUACUACGGGGUAGGUAGAACAGAUGGUAUUGCGAGUGGUGAAUAUAGUCCGAUUUUGUUUAAAGAAAGUGAAUGGCGCUUACUUGACAGUAAAACGUUUUGGUUGAGUGAGACUCCAGAUGUCCCCAGUAAAGGAUGGGAUGCUGCAUUAGAACGGAUUGUCACUAUGAUAACAGUACAAUCUAAAUCAAAUCCUACCGUGAUCUUGAAUUUUUUCAAUACACACUUUGACCAUAGGGGAAAGAUGGCCAGAAGAAUGUCUCUGAAGUUGAUCAUUUCAAAGAUGAAGAAUUAUAAUAGUUAUCCAUCAUUUUUGUGCGGGGAUUUCAAUACACAACCAAAGGAUGAACCAUAUCACAUUUUGACGAAGUCCGGAUUCAAAGAUAGUAGAGUAUUAAUAGAUUAUGCACACAAGUAUGGUCACGAAUCGACGUUUACCGGAUUUGACAAACAUAAUGAAGCCCGUUCAAUUAUCGAUUAUAUUUGGGCUCCAUAUUUUGCUGAAAAUGGGUAUACCCCAUCAUCGAUUGAAAGCUCAGAAUGGAUUAACUUUUUCAAUCUGAAUCAUCAUGAAAAGUAUAAGAUAAAAAUUACAAGUUUUGCUGUAUUGCAGAAUUUUUUUCACAACUUCUAUUUCUCGGACCAUCGACCGGUUGUUGCAGACUACGAAGUUUCUCGACUGAUUUUUUAA
Messenger RNA from Priceomyces carsonii, 1104 nucleotides. RefSeq lists its product as uncharacterized. Gene Ontology annotation, molecular function: 3'-5'-RNA exonuclease activity. Lineage: Eukaryota; Fungi; Ascomycota; Pichiomycetes; Serinales; Debaryomycetaceae. The transcript has a single exon. The record is from RefSeq and is a predicted model, not a curated record. Bases 1 to 1104 code for a protein of 367 amino acids.